Truncatella angustata is the source of this 483-nucleotide messenger RNA. RefSeq lists its product as uncharacterized. The record is from RefSeq and is a predicted model, not a curated record. NCBI's taxonomy places the organism in Eukaryota, Fungi, Ascomycota, Sordariomycetes, Amphisphaeriales, Sporocadaceae. The transcript has 2 exons. The coding region runs from base 1 to 483 and encodes 160 amino acids.
AUGUCGCCGCCUCCUUCGGCAAAAGCCAAGCUCCCCGCUGCGGCAGAUCAGUACACUUCGGCAACACUAGACGCUGAAUCGCGCAACGAGAUCUACAAGAUCCUCAUACAUGAAGGCUACGUGGAGAAAAUCCAAGAGAGGCUCCUUCAUAGACUCCACUCCGACCCUUCGAACUGGCCCACUACCUUGGAACAACGGGGAAUUGACAUGCUGCGGAAUGGGGAGGCCGAUACCUUUCCAAAGCUCAUCAAGAAGAUCUUGGAGGAAGUUAGGCACGACACCCAGGCCAAGAAUAGCAAGGACGCCAAGAAUGGCGAGGUAAACGGCGCGACGACCAACGGCAAGUCCAAGGCUGUCAAUGGAGCUGGACCGGCAGAAAACGGCCUCGCAUUGCCGACCGAUGUCGUACAAGACUUGGUCAGAUACACAAAGGAGCUGCUCAAGGAAGUCAUGGAAACCGACGAUAGCGAUGACGGGACGUAG